Molecule: messenger RNA, 375 nt
Organism: Penicillium manginii
Lineage: Eukaryota; Fungi; Ascomycota; Eurotiomycetes; Eurotiales; Aspergillaceae
Exons: 1
Coding region: 1-375 (124 amino acids)
Source: RefSeq, a predicted model, not a curated record
AUGCGCCAAUACGGUGUGACAACCGGCCUUGAUGUGGGUACCUACCCAUACACUUCUUUGACUGCCUGCAAAGCCUUCGGUCUCACCGAUAUCAGAGGCUCCGGAGCUGCAGAGACUGUCAAAGGAACAAACAUCAGCAAAUACCCUGGCUUUCCAUCGGAUUUCUUCAUCCUAACCCCGGCUGCCGGAAGACAAUUUGUUGCAAACAGGCUUGCAGCGGUUGCUGACUAUAUUAAGGUUUUUUUUGAUCCCUUGGGCCCCGACGAGGAAAAUCUCGUCGCUAUUGUCCAAGCUGCUCAUGAGGUGGGAAAAAUAAGUCAUUACGCAUGCUGCAAGCUAUGCAAGCUUCAGCGAAGCAGAAAAAGCAAAAGCUGA